AUGAUGUGGAUGAACGGAGGAGCACCAGUACCGCCGCCGUACGGAGCACCGCCACCGCCAGGACACCCCCUGCACGGACUUCCUCACCCGGCCUAUCCGCCCGGACACCCACUCCACAUGCCUGUAAUGGCAAUGGGACCGGGCGGACCGCAUCCCGGAAUGCAGCAAAUGGUCAAUGGAAUGCCGGUUCUGCAAGUGAUCCCGAAUGGUGCCGGUCCCCAUCAGAUGAUGCAACAAGGACCUUCUCAGUCAAAUGGAAACCACAUUCCGCAACGAGGACGUCCCCCUGGAAGAGGUGCGUCCGUUUUUGUUAUUUGGUUCAGAAUUCUCAUUUGCUUCUACCAAACAUCACAUUUUGUGCUCCACUGACUCAUCAUAAUCUCCUGUGCAUAAAGCUCAUUAAGCUUAGUAUUAGCCCAAAUAAGGUGUUCUAAAUAUUUUGUGCGUGAUCAUGCAAAACUAUUCGCAUUAAUUUUGAAGCGGAAGUUUUAUCUUUACUAUAAUUAAUCUAAACAAAAUGAAAAUGAGGGCGGAUUCUGAAUUAAUGCAAGUUUAGGGGAUGUACCUUUUUCCCACAUGGCGCUAAACUUUUUGCGAACUAGCCCAUUACGUUUCUCAGGAUUUGUCACUUGCUUUGAACUUUAUGCGUGAGAAAUUCCGGAUUCUUGUGCUUUCGCAAAGUUUAUUUUCCUUUUCAAUUGGGAAGUUAUUUCUGACUUUUGAAAAAGUCACGGAGCACAUUGGAAGGGGGUUUGGUCGUUGAGCCGCAGAAGAGAAUAGAAUUUUAAAUGUAUGUAUGUACUUGUGCAGAAACUAGACACUCCAUAAGCUUCAUAACGUGAUAAUCGUUUUAGUCAACAAAUUUUAAUUUUUUUGGAAAUGUCAAUUCAAUUCAGAUAGCAUAAGUUCUUUGGAAAUUUGUAGAACUCUGAUCAAAAUGGUUAUGAAAAAAUAACCGGUGAGCUCCCAAAUUAUCAGUUUACACCUGCGUGCCAAAUGUAAAUUCGAAAUACUUCCUAGCAGUGCUCAAAAUAUGCCGUCGCGCCCUUAGAACCGCAAAUUAUACGUUUUCGUCAUUUCCUUUCGCAUGAUGUUGCCAGACCAGAAACCUACAAUUAGAAUAGAUGCCGAGCACAAUACCCAGAAUUAUUCCAUUCAACAUUUCAGUCAGAGCUAAUUAUAGCGUUUGGUGAACAAUGUCUAGUCUAGAAGAUGUUUUGAUGAUUCGAAAGAUCUUUUGUGCGUGAUGAAAAGAUGAAACCCUUUUAAGAAAAUCCGGAUCAACAGAGAAAGAUAUAUAAAUAUACUUGAGUGACAGAAUGGAUAACCCGUUCCAUACGUUGGAAUGCGUUCUCUGAUCAGAGAUGGAAGGUAAUUGGCGCCACCGAAAACGUGCCUUCCACUCUUCGCUUCCCUUCUUGCAAGCAUGAUUGAUCAGUCAAGACGGAAUGUCAAAGUCCGUGGCGGUACUUUGGACCCUACCGUACUCGGAUGGAAAGUCAUUUUGUUCCUGUCAUGUCACCACUAACUAUUCGCUAUCUGUUAUCAAUACACGCAGUCCGGCCUUGGUCGCAAACGCUCAACCAUCUGAUGACUCCUACCAUGUGAUUGAAUCAAAGUUCGUAGUUUUAUAUUCAGUUACAUGCGCCUCGUUUUCCAAUCAGUCGUAGAAAGAUCGAUCAAACCGCAGUUACCUUCUCAUUUUCUGAUUUCUACCCGCUGUCCAGACUCUUCACUUUGUUAGUCAGUUUCGUUCCUCGGCAAGAGUUUGCGUACGUGUGUGUGUGUUUCGCUGAUCGAACGAUUUCUUGAUCGCAAUGAUUUCUGACGAAGAUCGGGCACAAAACCAAAUCGAGGCACAAUGGUACGGUAUGCAAAUGGCAAAAUUCUCAGCGCUCUCAUGUUUCAAUGAACCCUUGACCGACAGUAGAGUCUUCUUUCUCUCGCGCCCAUUUUAAUACAGACCGUCAUCGACUGUGUAAUGAUGAAAAGUGGUCUCUGUCUCUUCUCGACUCUGUCUAUUUGAUCAGCUCAAACACGCGCACUGUUCUUCUCUUCUUUAUUUUCUUUUCCCUUCCAUGGACCUCACCAAACCAUACUCACCUAUCCGAUCAAAGAACUUCUCGAAUUGAUCCCAACUUUUUGCUUGGUGUGAAAAAUGUGUGAAUGUAAAUAUUUGUGCAUCCGAUACUCUUUUGGGUGGAAUGUUAACUGAUCACUCUCUCUCUCUCUCCCGUCUUUUAUGAUCAGCACCUUUCUACCGCCCACAGUCUAGUCAACCGUAUCUUCUAGCUUGUUGCGAGGAGAGGGAGAGAGAAGACGGAGUGAAAUGAUAAGCGCUGAUAUCAAAAGUGACAUUUUGGUGACGAGCGUCAUUUUCUGCUCUUUCCAACCCCUCGGUGUCAUUUACAAACCUAUUUAAAUCUCUUCUCUUGUUCGUCGACAUUCGUGUCUCGAUGGCCUAAACGGAUUUACUGAAGAGGGCAACAGCACCUGACUAAACUAGACUUCAUCAACCACACGACGAUGCUAAUCUUUUGAUUCUCAACGGCUUCGGAGUGCUAAUUCCUCCAAUAGCAGACAUCAGCGUAGACGUAAACGGAGACGUACACGCCUUCAAUUUUGUAAUAGAAAUGAGAAGAAUAGCAGCCAGAUGACGUGUCACAUGAAGAAAAAACCAAUUUCGGAGUUGUCUGUGGCGCCGACGCUCCCUCGUCUAGUUCCGCUCUCUUUGCAACACUUUUAAAACCUGCCAUCAUCUCACCCGCACGCACUACACAAAUGAAGUGUAGCAUGAUUUUUGCUUCUCUUUCUUAUCAUUUCCACCCCGAGGCGGUGCCGCAAAGGUUCGCUUUUCCGGAUCAAUCACGCUUUCGUUUUUAAUGAUACGUACGUAAGCGCGAGACAUGCACGAGAGACAAAGAAAAGACUUUAACCUCGGGGUCUGAUAUGAAUUGUGUAGUCAGCAUAUCACACACACCCCAUUUCUUGCUUUUUUCCUGCCAUGCCGCUUGCCUGUAACCGACCAGGUUGUUUGUUAUUAAUUGAUUGCCUCUCGGUGUGACUUGCAAUGAGAAAUCGAUACGUACACAGUAUAGCUAGCCAGUUGAUGAUCGUUUGAUUUCGUAUUGAUAAUCGUAGGAAGAGGAUCACAAAUCACAGUCCGUACGCAUAAUUGAUCAGGUUUCUCCCUCACAGUCCGACGCAGCCACUUUCAUUUUCACUUUCAAUUUCCAGUUUUAUGCCAAAAGAUCCGAUCCGUUUGGGAAAGGGUUCAGUGUACAGUAAGUCGAAUCAUGUGAAAUUGACAACGAAUUUGACUCGACUCGACGAGUCACGUUUUCUACAAAUAUUGACAGUUGGCCAAGCAAAAUCACAGAAAAAUCAUUGCUCCGUUUCUUCUUUCUGACUCCUCUCCUUCUAACUUUUUGUCGGAAACGUUCAAAACGACCAAACUACAAAGAAACAAAGUCUGACUGAACCGGAAGUUGCGUCUCCGGAGACGCACUUGUGUCUCUCAUUGACCUCCAAAGAACGAGUGAUCUUUCCAUUCCUGCUACCGGUCGGACACAAAUCAUACAACCGAUUUGCUAGAUUUCCUAUUUUGUGUCUGAGGCCUGAGGCCCGAGACCAAGGACCAAGGACAAGACACCAGCUCCCUCCAUCACUCUGACCUUUUGUUGAUCAGUUGGGGCGUAGUAUCAAACAUCUAGAAGGCCUCGAGACCCUAUUCCAUCAUCCAUUUAUGAAGAUGACGACGCCCAAUUUGUGCUGUCUGAACUUGCACACUUGAUAGCAAUGUCUCAUUAGUUGCGCAGCGCAGACAUACGCAGAAUAAGACCCUAUUCGAAACUAAACUAAACUCUCCUCGACGGAGCAAACAUCGAAGCAGAAUAGCAGAAACUGGGCGAUCAAAAGAACAAAACGCUCCCGACUUGCAUUGCAUUGUCCCCCGACAAAUGGGUUGGUCGGGGGACAAAUGGGACGUGAACGAGAUGAUGAGGAUGAGUGUUCUCUGGAAUUACAGAGAACAUACUCGUACGUGUUUUUCUCUCUCUCUCCCCCCCUUUUUUUCUGCUCACGAAUAAGAAGAGAGCCGGGAGUAAAGCUUUUCUCUCAUUUUUCCACGCAAACAUCAUCCCCAUAUUUUGUGAGCAUUCUAAGAAAGAGUACAAAGGUCGGAGUUUAACAAGAACUGAAUUUUUUAAACAUGCACGUUUUCCAAGAAAAUUUUCCACAAUGAAUUACUGGGUCAAUUGUGAAAUUUUCAAAACUAUAUAGAAACUGAAGAUAUUAAACCUUUUGUUUUGUUUCUGGAAUGAGGAAAAAGGAAACGAGAGCCGGUUCUUGUUUUUGCGCCCGCGCAGCUCCUUUAACACAAGGAAUGCCAAGUUCACAUCUCAUUCGUUCCCACUAAUGUAUGUUUUUGUCUAGACCGAUUUUCUCCAGACUAGGCUCGUGCCGGAACAUCGCUAAAGAAAUUGAAUUCUGGAACGAAGCUCACAUUUUUCCUCUUCUUUAUUUCCCAACCCACCCACACACACACACACACAAACUGACCUUGUUCAGACGUUCACGUCAUCUAUUUUCUAUUCCGAUCCUCGCGAGCGCCCCUCACACACUAGGCGGUCAUUACCACACUUUUGUAAGGGUACAUCCAAAGUUCAACGACAAAAUCUGAAUCCCUGCGUGCGACCGUACAUGUUCUACUUUUUAGGUUGGGGGAAAGUUUGUGUUGUGCUUUUCCAACACGACGUUUAGUUUGUUCGUUCUUCCCUCCCCUUCCUUGACUCUUGUUUUUAUCGAAUAACAAACACAACGAUUGUGUUCUCUUGUCUAGCACGUGUUUGACAUCCUAACACGUUUUGCAGUGUUCUUUAGGCGUUCUUUUCAAAAGUCGAAAACAGAAUCCGACCUAAAUGCCACCCUGAUGAGAAAUCCUCGAUAAAACAUCGGUACCAAUGGUCGUAUUGUAUUCUCUGUAUGUACAUAUUCCAUUCCUCUUAAUGAAUCCUCCGAUGCAAAUCACGAAUAGGAAAUGCGUAGUUCACGAUCAGAUACAAAUCAUCACCCAUCAUCAUCAUCAUCAUCAUCAUCAAAGGUCUUUCAUUCAUCGAAACAUUUACCAAACAAUACACAAAAUGUUCAAACAAGCUGUGCACACAUGCCUGGGUCAACAAUUAGAAAUGAUGGGAGGAAGGGAGGGGUAGAAUGCCGGAGAAUGAGUCACAAGAACUUUUAACACUCAUUGAAAUGCAAAACGCCUCCUUCUCCCACGAUCUCGAAUUCCAUAAAGCGCGUCCAUAGAAACAGAAACAGCCACCCGCACUCUCUCUCUCUUUCUCUCUCUCUCUCUCUUGGUCGGUUUCAAUCCUUUGUCGUGUCGCUCAGAAAACCGUUGACUGAUCAGCAACACUUUGUAGAAGAUCAAGCCCGAAAGGAAGAAUAGGAAAGCGCGCGGGGUGUUCCAUCAUGCCUGUCUCUUCUGCAGGCCGACCGCCGGAAAAGAGAGGUCAACAGGAAACGUUUGGUGCAGAGCUCUUUCUCUUUCUUCCCCUUCCCCUCCUUCACCCCCGCCAAACAGGCAAUCCAAUCCGUGCCCGUUUUCGUUAUCCAAAUAAGCUGAGUGCGAAGUCCACAAAUAUGCAACUUUUCGGUCUUUUCGCCUUUCCUCCGUCGUAUUGUUCAAACAGUCUUACGGCUUUGUAUCUACUCUAGUGUGGCCAGCCUAUCCCGUCUCCCUUUUCCGACAAAUCAAAGAUCGUCGAGAUAGGCACAGAAACCGGAUGAGGCCGCCAACGCAGCACCACCAACACACUUGUUUCGAUAGUUGUCUUGUUGGCUAUUAUUUCUUUCCCGUCUCAUCCUCCUAACCAUCCAUCUCCAUCGUUUUCGUCAUAGUUCAGUGGCAAACUCAAAAUGAACUACAUCAUCUGUCCGGGAUUUGUCAAAUAGUAUAAGCGUAUAAAUUUAUUUUCAUCCAAAAGUUUCUAUUUUCCUCUCUCUCUCUCUCUCUUUCUCUGAAUCACCUGUUCCAGCACUUCUGUUCUAAUAGACGUCACUCCUUUUUUCAGCUGAAGGCCCGAACUCCUCACUUGUAGAGGAUAAAGCAAAGAAACAAAGAAAAGCAUCGAAAGGAACACCGCAGAAGCGGCCAGAAGGUUCGUUACUGUCUUUUCCUAGUCAGACUUGUCGCGACUCGGACUGGCCCGGUUUUUAGUACAAAAAUUUAAAUUGUUUUUGAAAAAUCGUGACUUUUUGUAAAUUUUCAACUUUCAAAUUGCCUUUUCCGGCUUGUACUAGCUAAUCCGAUUUUCGACAUGUCUGGUCCUAGUAUGUAGUCUAGCCCUAUCCGUAUUUUUCAUUACGUGAGAGUUUCUAUCCUUUCUCCGUUUCCGUGGUCGUAAACUUCAUUUAAUCUCCUAUCUUCUAGUCUAGCUUCCUCUUUCCAAAGAUUCUAUUGAUUCAAUGAUCUUUCGGUCUUUCGGAAAAUUGCUUCUCCCUCCCUCUAUCUCUCUGUUUUUCUCUUCUGAUGUGCAUCCGUCUCUUUCUUGUGCAUCUGGGCCAUUGCCUCUCCUCAUUUCCGUAUCUUCCUUCUUUUCGCUGGGAAGGAAGCGGUCAAAGUUCGCACGAUGACGCUUUUAGUAUGGAAUGAGUCGUCGAGAAGAGAGAAAGAAGAGAGGAAGAAAGAAAAAAGACAAAAACCGAAGGAAUUGAAAUACGAUCUGUUGUUGUAUCCUCUUCUCUUCUCCCUGCUCCCCCACUCAUUCAGAUCUCACAUUCGAAAAUGGUGAUGUGUCAGUCGUGCCCACAACUGAAAUACAAUUUUGUUCAUGUUUGAGCUUAAGCUUCUUUGCCUUUUUUUUUCCAAGAAUUCAUCAAAUUACAUUAUAUGCAUUAAAGAUCAGGUCCAAAUCCUUGUUCAUUCAGCUGCUGUUCUAAUCCUAAGCCGGGCGGGAAUUAUUCAUAUCGCCUCGCCAAUCAAGAAAAUGAUGCAUUCACCCAUUUCCAUGCUUUCUGUGUGGUCUGCUCCAUCUGCACUUUUCUGUUUAUCGUCCACAUUUGUCUGGUUGCUUCCUUGUUGUCCGUUUUCUUCGAACUAAACCUUCUAGCGCCCACCGCUUGUUAUUUCGGAGAAACAGAACGACGGACGGACGGCGAUCGAAUCGUAGUCGCAGAUUAUUAUCCGUUUCUUAAGUUUCUCGACAAGAAUACUGAAUACUCUAGUCGACGUGACGGAUGAAACAAGUGUGUGCACUCUUUUGCAAACGUCUCAAUAUAUUCCUAGAAAUGCUCCUUCCCCUCCCUCUCCGACCUCUUCGAUUUGGCUUUCAUACACAAUUUUUUAUUCAGGAAGUAUAGGCGGUCUAUUUUGCACGUAUUCUUGAAACUAGCGAGCCCAGGAAUUUCCUUUUCGUUUCCUAUUUUAUCUGGCGCCUAUCUUCAUACCCUCUUGUCGACCCGUAAUGUCCUUGGACAAACCGAUGAAUUGGACAGAUUUGGAGGAGGACGAUCACCUCUCGAGAUAAAUGCCUCACGUACUUUUGUGUUCGGCUAAGAUCGCCACUGCAGAUAACGAGUAGCGUGGGCCCAUUUCACUCUGGAGCGGUUCUUUGUCACCACUUCUCUUCUUUCUUUUUCAUCUUUUUGGAUGUCAUGCCACACACACACACACACACACACACACACACACACGCACUAGUUUUAUUUUUCUCGUUCGUCACCAAAAGUGAGAGAAAGAGAUGGGAAUAUAAUUUUAAUCUGAAAAUGCUGUUCCAAAGACCAGUUCUCUUCGAUUUCGAUUUCGAUUUUCAACCUAUUGAAAUCACUGAUCAUCGUUUUUCUCUGUUACUCAAGUUGUCGUACUUUGGUACAGUAUGCAUGCACAAAAUAGCAAAAUUUAGAAAAAUGGCUUCAAUUAUGCAUCUUUUCGAGACAGUAUGCGAUGUAAAUUAUGAUGAUUGGGGGCAGUGUCUAACACAUAUAAAUUUAGACUCCGCACUAGGGAAAAGUACACACAACAUUCUCUUUCUCUCUCAAAACCGACAUAAACAAACUCUCUCAUGCUGGACCCUUUCCAUUUUCGAGCAUCUCAAAUUUCGAGAACAAUACACAAUAACUUUCACACACACAAGAGUGUACUUUUGAUCCAUUUAAGUACCAGGAAAUUGGUUUUUUUCCAUCUUCCUUCUUCACUUUUCUUCGUAGGAGUCUGCUUAAGAUGAUCUUUGGAGCAAGAGUUCUUGUUUUUUUCCCUUUUGCUAUUCACAUUUCUCUUUCUCAUUUUUUUCAUUCUUUCUUCGUCGAAAACCAGAAAACCGAGCAUGCGUGUGGUAUGUAAUCCGUUUUCGGUUUCGUUAUAAUCUCUCUUAUUCGCGCAUAAUCUUUCUGCUCAGAACGACCUGAUUCGUGAGUGUAAUGAUUGGGAUUAGAAGAUGAUCUCUUAGAGUGAGAGAGCUCGCAGUGAAAAAGAGAAAGUACACUUUAGUCGUCGUAAAGGAUGCUUCAGACGAGACGAAAUUCUCUGUUUUAUGCAUGGAAAAGCCGCUUUUCUCUUCCGCCCUCGCUGCCACUUUAUAAGGUUGAAGAGCAGGAACAAAGAACGGAGCAGAGCAUAAAACAGAAAUCAGCAAAUGGAAUGUGAUCUCUGCUACUUUUUGCCGUUUCCUUAACCGAUUCGAACAAAAAAAAGAAGUUAUCCCUAUACAUGUAUUUUUGAUGGUCUCGAAGCGAUUGUAGUUAAUUAAAUUUACAGCGUCUUUUCUGGAUGGAUUAAGUGGUGGUCCAAAUAACGUCACAUCAAUAGAAAUAAGAUAAUCAGAUUGUGUUAGUGCACCACACGAAGAUGCCGAGAAUAGAAUAAGUCUGCAUUCAUACGUUGCUCACGCAAUGUUCACACAUUUCUCACUUCCGCGCAGAAAAAGGGCUAAACUCUAGCUUUUUCCUUUAUGCAACAGAGGUCCCUGAGCGCCCCUGGCCUUCUCUAGCCCAAUGAGCAACCAAACUAAAGCCGUUUUUUUUCUGCGUUUUGUUUCUUCUGGCACUCCAGGAAGAUUUAUCCGUGCUCCGCACAUGUUUCUCUUCAACUACUCUACACCAACGAUCAGUGCCACGAUCGUGUGGAAACGACAGGAGGGUCGGAAGAGAAGCAUCUUGGCUCUUUCUCUCUCUCUCUCUUUCUCUCUCUCCCUCUCCUUCACAAUGUAAAAUUCCUCACACACCGGCUGCUCUAUCCCUUCUGUCUUCCCGCAUUUCCCCCCCUCCAAUCCGGUCGCAACCUUCCUCUUUUCUUUUUUUUUGGGGGGCCGUAGGGGUCAAAGUGUUUGUAGUCUGUUAGUCGAGAAGGUGCCCGUAGACAGGUAGACAGGACAAACAUAGACAAUAUCACCGAUGGAACGGGGAUAUACGCUACUAUAUUACAAUGGCCGAAUGACUGCUUCCGCAACCAUCUUUGCAUUUUCUCAAGUAUCACACGUCACCGUGUUUAUUCCGUGUCUGUCUUGAGUCGAUUCGUGUGUCUCGGCACAUCCGUCUUCCAUCCGUCUAUCCUAACCUUUCUUUCCGUUUUCUUGUUCUGUUCCGGCGCCCUUGCCGGUCUUCAUGACGCCAGUGGGUCCUGAGAGUUGGCACGUUUUCCCUGAUAUUCGCACGUGGGCCAUCGGGAACAUGUACACUUGUGUGUGUACACCUGGGAUCAAAAACAAACAGUGCAAACUUCUUAUCUCUUACCUCUUCCACCUUUCAUAAUGAUCUUAUCAUCACCCGUCGGGCAUCAUGACUAUCAAAUUGCAUCAAAUGUUUCUAUUACCAACUGCCCUAUCACUUUUAUUACACUUUGUACACUAGUCCUUCUUCUUCUUCUUCUUCUUCUUCUCCUCCUCCAACUUUUCGAUCACCUGCCUCGUGCAGUUCCAACGAUCACUAAAUUCCACUCAGCUGCUCUUCACUAUUUCUGUUCUUUUAAGGAUCGGCUAUCCUGCACAUUAUUUUUCUUAUUUCUCAUUCCUAAACAUCUUUUUUUGCAGAGAUGAAUGUGAGCAACGGAAUGAACCAGGCGUCGGUGAACCUCACGCCGGCACAAUUACAGGUUAGUGAACAAUUCCGAAUCAAAACACUUGUACAAUGGGACACUGGUAUUUGUGUAGUGCCCUCAUCCUUGUCCUCCUUGCAUUAUAUAUCUAAGAAACCAUAUUCCUUGUUUGCAUUUCUACUUGAGUAUGUAGGUAGGAGGUAGUAGGCAGUAGGUAGACGGCGGCGCUAAAGAUGACAAAUUAUUUGCAAAACCUGAAAGACAAAUGUUUGAUGGGAGGGUUUGGGGCACAGACAAUGACUCAUUUCAGGCAGAAAAAAAUAUGUUGUCAUUUCAGAAUCUCCAAAACUUGGGGAUCAAUCCGGCGCAGUUCGCAAUGAUGGGGCUCCAACUACAAAACGGAGUGAUAGCCCAGCAGCACCAGCAACCGACGACCGCCAACAUGCAAGUGGCCGUGUCAGCACAACAGCCUGUGGUCAACGUGCAGGCGCCAAUGAUCGCACAUCCGCCAGUCCCCCAACCACAGGCGCAUCAAUUGACACCUGCACAGGCGCAACAAAUUCAAGCAGCUCAGCAGCAGGCAGCACAGCAGGCAGCUCAGCAAGCAAUUCAGCAAGCAGCUCAACAGGCACAACAGCAACAACAGCAGCAGCAGCAGCAAGCAACCGUCCAAACGCCUCAGCAGCAACACCAACAACAACAAGUGCAGCAGCAGCAACAGGCGAACCCGCAAACCGCGCAACUACUCCAACAGUUCCAGGCUGUGCAGGCAGCUCAAGCGGCCCAAACAGCCCAAGCAGCCGCACAACAGCAACUAGCGUUGCAACAGCAGUUGCAGCAAGCCCAAUUGGUCAACUCACUGGCGAACCCUCCUUGCCCUCCGCCACCUCCUGGUAUUCCAUCGAUGCCCUGGCCCAUGUCUACGCCAGUUUGCCACAUACCUUACUUUGACAUGAACCUUUACCGAAGUGUGAACAUCGAAGCACCGCCAAGCCACGAUAAUUCUGGAAUGGAUCUACCACUCACAGAUAUAACCACAUUGAGGUUUGAAAUUGAAAAUUAUUUGUUCGAAUAAUUUGCAUAUGUUUUCAGGUUCUUCUUCAAUCUUGGAGUACAACAGUCUCGGAACUUAAUGACUGCGCGACAGCAUCAAGCGGCACAGCAAUCCCAACAAGCGCAGCAACAACAUCAACAGAAUCCCAAUGAAGUGAACUUAGCAGUGUUAGCCGCGCAAGGAGGGAAUGCCAACAAUCUUCUGGCGCUAGUCAAUUCUGCAACUAGUGGUGGACAGGUGCCGAACCAAGGAACCAUUGAUCAGCUUCACCAACUUAUCGGCCAACAUAAUGUUCUCCGACAAGCUCAACAACUCCAAGGUCCACAAGUGCAACAACAUAUGCUUCAACAACAGAUUGGACAGCUCCUGGCCGCGCAGAGAAAUCAACAGCAGCAGCAGCAGCUUCAGCAACAACAGAUGCAGCAACAGGCCAAUCAGAAUGCUAUGCAGUCGCAACUCCAGCAACAGAUCAACGCGAUUCUUGCCCAACAACAGCAAGAACAACAGCGUCAGCAACAGCAGCAGAAUGUGCAGAAUGCUCAAAUCGCCGCGGCUGCCAAUGCAGCGGCUGUCGGUACUGUUCCAAAUAUACAGGAGCGCAAGGUUCCCCAUACAGAGCUGGUCAACGCUACCGGUCAACCCGUCAACAUUGGAGGAGGAGCCACAUUCGUCUCAGGUGGCAUCCAACAGCAGCCUGCCACCACUCCGAUCCCACCAGCGGCUACUCCAAACUCUCAGCAGCAACAGAUUCAGAAGCACUUUGACGGACAGACCCUUCUGUUGCAACAGGCUCUUCUGCAGCAUGCUAACAGUAGUACGUUUGUGUAAUGUCGUGUUAGUUUAGAAAUUCUUACAUUUUAGCCAACAACACUGGAAACAAAGCGACGCUUCACGACAUCCGAUUCCAAGUGAUGGCUCAACAACAACAGCAAGUCACGACUUCGGGAGCUGGACCGUCCAACCUUCAUCCAUUCAUCCGCCCAAGCGAGGUAACUCAUGAUCGCCGUUACUGUGCACGAAAGAUUAUUGAGCUUGAGUUUGCUUUUUUCUAUUAUUUGAUCCGGCUGAUUCCGCUUACUUCAGAUCUAGACAAAAUUUAUCAUAGGUUAGGGGAAAACCCUCGAUGCGAACUGCAAUUUCAUCCGGAAUUCUCAUUCCAGGCUGUGAGGGCGGCUGCCGCAAAUGGCGGUGAGCCAACCCUUUCGCCGCGCCCGAUCCCAUUGGAUCCGAGCCCACCACGCGCCACCAGUGGGGGCUCUGUCAACCUUACCGCGGAGCAACAAAAGGUACUCCUUUCAAUCGAUCAUCUGUACUGCCGCUUUAAUCUUGAUUCGUUCGUUCUGGGUUUUUAACGUAGUUGUGUAGUAUAGAUGAACGUUGUUCGUACUUGUUGUUCGUGCACACACACACACACAUACACACAAACACACAUAACCCAAUUACAAAAAGGCACUAUAUUCAGGACACUGUCACUGUAGACGAUGAGAAAGCGUCAUCAAACUCUGGACCGAGCACUUCAUCUUCCACUGCCGCUCUUACUCUUUCAAAUCCGAUCGGCAUCGCCAAUCCACUUUCGGUCUCGGCGGCGGGGUUUCACAACAGCAAGCCAACUACAGCCGUAUCGGGAAACGGAAAUCCGGGGUCGUCUGGUGCGACCCCUGUUCUUUCAAUAAUCCAAAUGUCCGAGGAUCAUUUCACUGACACGUUUCGUAAAACUGAGCAAAAGUGAGUGAAUUGUUUUAGUCUAUCUCACGUAGGUAGCUUUUUUAGAUUGAUCAUUGAACCGGUCAAAAUGUAAGUUUACCGUAGCAUGAAUAGUAUCGUCUGAUGGUGCACAAUAUAUUCAAUUUUUACAAUGAUGUUGUUCUUUUUACUAAAUAUAAUUUAUUUAGGAGACAGCCAGGUCAACCUUCGGUUAACGGACAAGCUAACGGAUCUCCAAAAGUGGAACCAAUCGGUGACCACGAGGAACGUCCACCAGCGGUAAGUACCGUGAAUUUCCUUCUAAAAGAUAAAUCGUCUUCUUCUCCUCCUUUCCCCCCGUGUCGCCCUCUGACAUUGGAUUUUUCAGUUGGCACCAAUUUUGAUGAUGUCGUAUUUGAACAAUUGCAUGAGUCACGCAAAGACACAUUUGACCGCAAAUGGAGUUCAAGUCGGAGUCGAUGACAACGGCCAAGUUGUACGUUUGGUGAUUCCUUUCUUAUAAUCUUUUUUUCCUUUCUUUUCCCAUUGUGUGUGUUCAGAGUGUCUCAACGUUCGUUUGUUUCGCACUCAGAAAAGACAAAUAGUUUGGUCAGCUAAUAUAUUGAACGUUUUCCCUCUGUUUUCUUUUUUUUCUCAAAGCCUAGAAGUAGAGAACAUACUCGUGAAGGUGGUUGUCUGGAAUGGUUGCUAUUAGUAACACUGUUGUCACUUUAUGCAAGCACACAGCACCAAUCGCUCUCAUGAGAAUUUCUCGCUUCAGGUUGACUUCUCUUCUCGUCCCAUCGAUCCCAUUUUCAAGGACGCGCGCGAGGACAUGAAAGCAAAAGACGUCCGAAACUUGGAGCAUGGUGUCAAGAGACCAUAUCCGGGACCGACGACCCCUAACGGAAAGUCGACCAAGAAGAGCCCGUCGCCACAGCAUAUCCGUACGUUGAAUUUCUAACCUGAAACUUAUCAAUUUACACUCAUUUUAGGUACUUCUUCAAAUUCAUCAUCCCCGCUACGCAACCCACUGGGAAUCAACCGAUCGGUAAGCUGGUCCCGUUUUGCCCGGAAAAUAACAAAAAAAAAAGAUGAUUUGUGCUCUCUUGCCAGUCGUUUAGUAAUUUUAAAUCGCGUCAUUUUUUGUCGCUCCAUUCAAACCGCACUUCCCAUUCACAAAACGUUUCCUUUUUUCUUCUUUUUCACCCUCACAUCAAAUCAAUUAUUCAUUUUUGCUCUUUCAGAUCCCGGACGCCGUACUACCACCAAAGCUCGAUGCCGAGCACGAUAGAUCGCCGGAAGACGACUCGGAAGACGAUGGGGCCAAAAGACUACGCAUCGCUACCGAUGAAGAGUGA
This is a messenger RNA of Caenorhabditis sp. 36 PRJEB53466, 14128 nucleotides long. The record is from the annotation of a GenBank genome assembly. NCBI's taxonomy places the organism in Eukaryota, Metazoa, Nematoda, Chromadorea, Rhabditida, Rhabditidae.